Messenger RNA from Theobroma cacao (cacao), 709 nucleotides. RefSeq lists its product as uncharacterized. Gene Ontology annotation, biological process: nucleoside triphosphate catabolic process. The record is from RefSeq and is a predicted model, not a curated record. Gene Ontology annotation, molecular function: nucleoside triphosphate diphosphatase activity. Lineage: Eukaryota; Viridiplantae; Streptophyta; Magnoliopsida; Malvales; Malvaceae.
CUCUCUCUUCCCUGAAUUUGUCUUUAAAUUUGGACAUCCAUGUCUCAACUUACGCCACAACUAAGAGAAGAAGAGACUAGAUGGAGAAUUCUUAUGACUGUCCAAAUAAAUCCAAGGAUGUUUCUCUUAAAGAGCUCAGAGACAGGCUUGCAGAGUUCGCUGAAGUGAGAGGAUGGGAUAAAUAUCAUAGUCCAAGGAAUCUCCUACUAGCACUAGUGGGGGAAGUUGGGGAGCUGUCUGAGAUAUUUCAAUGGAAAGGAGAAGUUGCAAAAGGACUGCCCAACUGGACUGCUGAUGACAAGGAACAUUUGGAAGAGGAGCUCUCCGAUGUUCUGCUUUAUCUUGUCCGUCUUGCUGAUGUUUGUGGGCUUGAUCUUGGCCAAGCAGCACUAACUAAGAUAAUCAAGAAUGCCCGCAAAUACCCAGUUGUGAAUCUAAAAACAAAAUCUAACUACAAUUAGGGAUUACUUAGUUUCUGCUACAGCUUCUUAAUUUUUUUUGUUUUUGUUUUGUUUUGAAGAAACUAGUUCCUCUAGUUCAGUCCAUAAUCCAUAUUUUAUCUGGAGCGUGAAUGCUUAGAAACUCCUCUUCUGUUUCGUAGUUGGAUAUGUGAGCUUGAGUUUGUGAGUGACAACGUUCCAUCAACACAUUAAGAGCAGCUAGCGUACGAGUUAGAUGAAACUAAAAACUCUAUUUCUAUUCUUCUUCA